This is a messenger RNA of Cydia amplana, 825 nucleotides long. Its product is annotated as organic cation transporter protein-like. Gene Ontology annotation, biological process: transmembrane transport. Bases 1 to 825 code for a protein of 274 amino acids. The transcript has 3 exons. Gene Ontology annotation, cellular component: membrane. Gene Ontology annotation, molecular function: transmembrane transporter activity. NCBI's taxonomy places the organism in Eukaryota, Metazoa, Arthropoda, Insecta, Lepidoptera, Tortricidae. The record is from RefSeq and is a predicted model, not a curated record.
AUGCCUAAGAAAGAUGUCGAAAUAAGUGGGGAUAGUGAAGACUAUCUCGAGAAGACGAUUGGUGCUUUUGGUGCGUGGCAGGCCAAAGUAUGCAUCCUUGCUUCUUUGACGAGAUUUCUCGCCAUGUGGAACAUGUUAAACAUAAUGUUCCUGACAUAUGACAACCGCUUCACUUGUGUUGAAUUCGACGGGUCUCAAUUAGUGAAUGUUACCCCUUCAACGUGCUAUGAUAACUGUGUCCAGUAUGAGUUUGAAAAAGGGCUUUUUGUAAAAGGUUUCGUGGAGGAGUUUGGACUGAUUUGUGAAAAAGCCUGGUUGGCCAGUUUUACGCAAACUGUACUUAUGUUUGGCUUGCUGUUCGGUGUUUGGUUGUUUGGAUGGAUCUCAGACAGAUUCGGCCGCAGCCGAGCUAUAAUGUCCUCAGCUUGCCUCGUGGUGGUCCUCAUGUUUGGUUCCAGCUUCGCGCCCGGCUACUGGACGUUCUGCGCCCUGCGGUUCCUCGUGGGCGUGGCCACGGGCGGGCAGAUGAUUGUCGCCAUUGUGAUAGUUCUGGAGGUGGUUGGCGCUCGACAUCGAGAGCUUGCAGGUUCCUGUAUUUCCCUGCCCGACGGUAUCGCCGAAGCUUCCCUGGUUGCUUUCGCCAAAUUCUCUCCUACCUGGAGGAUUUACCUGCUGUCCAUUAGCGCUGUAUCAGCUUUUUUAAUGCUCAUGCAGAUGUUGCUGCCGGAGUCCCCAAGAUGGCUGAUGUCGACGGGACAAGCUGAUAAAGCAAGGAUAAUUAUGACGAAGGCCGUUGCGUGGUACUUAAUGUUUCUUGUUUUAUAG